GCGGUAACCAGCGUGAGCUCGCCCGCCAGAAGAAUAUGAAAAAGCAGAGCGACUCGGUUAAGGGGAAGCGCCGAGACGACGGGCUUUCUGCUGCCGCCCGCAAGCAGAGGGACUCGGAGAUCAUGCAGCAGAAGCAGAAAAAGGCAAACGAGAAGAAGGAGGAACCCAAGUAGCUUUGUGGCUUCGUGUCCAACCCUCUUGCCCUUCGCCUGUGUGCCUGGAGCCAGUCCCACCAUGCUCGCGUUUCCUCCUGUAGUGCUCA
Molecule: messenger RNA, 262 nt
Organism: Chinchilla lanigera (long-tailed chinchilla)
Lineage: Eukaryota; Metazoa; Chordata; Mammalia; Rodentia; Chinchillidae
Gene: Serf2
Product: small EDRK-rich factor 2
Source: RefSeq, a predicted model, not a curated record